AUGGGUAUCACUGGGCUCGUCCGAUGGACUAAUGCACCCACGACUGGCCUCGAACUCAUCCGCGAGAACAUCCGCCGCAACCUCAACGGCAAUUUUGUUGAGCGCUGGCAACUUUCUGUGCGAUCAUACCGCUCUACAUUGGGCGCACUGGCGCCGGAGCGCUCGAUGUGCGCGCUAACGAUGGGCGAGAACGUGUUUGUGUCGAUCGAGGACCCGUUCGCGCCGUCGCGUAGAGAGUACGCUGCCAAUCCAGAGGGUUACUUCCAAGGUCGCGCGAACCGAGAUCCUCCGCCCCAUUAUCGACAUACGUUUCUCACACUAUCGCCACCCGGCGCGCUCGAGCUGCUGCUCGGGCAGCUUCGUGCACGGUGGAUGACCACCAAGCAAGCCGUGGCGCAGGGACAAGCUGCGCGCGGCCCGAAUGCACAGCAACUUGUUGUGGACGGCUUAGUCUGGGCCAUUGGGACGGAUUGGAUAGUACGUGCGGGCAACGUCGUGCUGAAUGGUGUUCCAAGGGGGAUGCUUCUGGAGGCUGAAUAUCUUCCGGUGCCGACAAUGGACUUGACCAAGGCACAAAACCUGAUCUCGAGCCUACUCAGCAUUGCCGUUCCUAACGUUCGCGAUGCACGAUUAACGGUCGUUACGAUUAGCGAUGAACAUUGGGCCGACGCACUUUGGAACAGUGACGCGGAGGAUACACCUUCGGUACAGAAGCCAGCGCCAGGAGUCGAGGAAACCGAUGAGUAUUGCGCCCUGAGAGAUGACGACGAAGAGAUGUGUCAGAAUGACUGGGUUGGUGUUGCGCGCGAUAGACGUUCAGCGUACCUGAUUCUCGGUUAUUCCCAUGCCCAGAAGAAGAAGGAUGUGCAGUUCUCAUGA
This is a messenger RNA of Peniophora sp. CBMAI 1063, 879 nucleotides long. The record is from the annotation of a GenBank genome assembly. NCBI's taxonomy places the organism in Eukaryota, Fungi, Basidiomycota, Agaricomycetes, Russulales, Peniophoraceae.